Fusarium oxysporum Fo47 is the source of this 666-nucleotide messenger RNA. RefSeq names its product RNA polymerase II transcription mediator complex subunit 9-domain-containing protein. Gene Ontology annotation, biological process: regulation of transcription by RNA polymerase II. Bases 113 to 559 code for a protein of 148 amino acids. The record is from RefSeq and is a predicted model, not a curated record. Gene Ontology annotation, molecular function: transcription coregulator activity. NCBI's taxonomy places the organism in Eukaryota, Fungi, Ascomycota, Sordariomycetes, Hypocreales, Nectriaceae. The transcript has a single exon. Gene Ontology annotation, cellular component: mediator complex.
UCAUACUACACCGCAUCCACACCUACCUCGCCUGAUUCUCUCCCACCAUUCUUUCCGAGCGAGCCCUCGAGCGGUCAAAGCAGAAUCGAGUCAUAUCAUAAAACGACAGACCAUGUCUCCAUCAUCUGCAUCUGCGCCUGCAUCCGCAUCUGGCCCACACCCAUUGGCCCUCCCGCCCACGUUCUCUCCGGAUACUCUAGACGCCCUUUCCGAGCUCUCUCUCGUCCUCGCACGCGUCCGCGCCGGUAUUCAGUCGUCGGCUGGAAUCACUACCGAGCCUGCACCGGGGACCACCGGUCACAACGCCUCUGGACCUACAUUGUCUUUCAAAGAUGUCCCUGGAGCCACCGAUGGCCUGAAACACAAGCUGCAGCGUGCUCGCGCACAGGUCCGAGAGCUCCCGGACAUGGACCGAUCCAUCGCUGAACAGAACGAUGAGAUCCGUGACCUUGAAAAUCGCAUCGAGAAACAACGAGCAUUACUCCAACGACUAAGAGACGAAGCCACUGGAAGGGAUCGGAAAGAGGAAGUCAGCGCUGGUGACAAGAUGGAGUCAUGAUACAUGUCCAAUAUUUGUUAUGAUGAGUCACCUAUGAUUCUUGGGAUUAGACUAUUUCUUUUAGCGAGGUUGUCAUCUUGAUUUAUCAGCAGGGUGUUUGGAGUUUC